GACGAGGUCCGUGACAUUUUCUUUUAUUAUUGCGAAGAGUCAUUUCAUGGUUAUCUGUUUUAGCAUUACUUACUGGAACUGGUGAACUCGUGUACUUAUUGUGGAACACAACUGCUGGCCAUGAUAGUACGCCGUCAACAGCUGGUUAUUCUGUUGGCAAUUACUAUGCAUUUUUUCCACCAAAGAAUAUGUUAGACAAUGACUUGACAACGAGUGUAGCUUUAUACGGUGUUUGUGGUGUACGGACGUUCGGUGCAAACUGUGGUGAAAACACUGGCGCAUAUGUCGUUUCUAACCGCGGCUCGUUUAUACUCGAUUCGUUUCGUGUUGCUACAGGACGCUAUGGUUCUCUACGUGAUCCGAUGAUCAUUACUAUUGAAGGUAGUAAUUAUACAGAUUAUUCUCUUACUCUUGGAUCGAGUUGGACAUUACUCUAUAACGAUACAACAGGUUUAUUAUCCGAUCCUGGGAGAUCCGCUUUCGGUCAAACACAAAUUCUCGUGAAUAAUACUUUAUCAUUCAAAAGUUACCGUUUUCUUUUUCCAUUAGUAAGAGGCAAUGAAACUUGUAUUGAAGUCGCUGAAAUCCAAGUUUUUGCUCGUGGAUAA
Molecule: messenger RNA, 608 nt
Organism: Adineta ricciae
Lineage: Eukaryota; Metazoa; Rotifera; Eurotatoria; Adinetida; Adinetidae
Source: the annotation of a GenBank genome assembly